This is a messenger RNA of Symbiodinium necroappetens, 840 nucleotides long. NCBI's taxonomy places the organism in Eukaryota, Dinophyceae, Suessiales, Symbiodiniaceae. The record is from the annotation of a GenBank genome assembly.
GGCGUGGAGUUGGAGGACCUUUUCAGCCUGGGCAAGUGCACAGGAAUCCUGAACGGCGUGAAGGAGGGUGUGACCCCUAGCGACAAGAAUUUUGUCACGAAGACCAUGAUGAGCUGCGGAGUCUUCACUGCGGCCACUGCCCCGGAGGCAAAGGCCGAGCUCAAGGCCAGCUACCGCGCACAGAACAACCUCCCGGCGUCCACCGGCCCCCUGAUGUGCUUCAUCGGAAGGCUGGAUGCCCAGAAGGGCUACGACCUCCUCUUGGAGGCCCUGGUGGAGAUCCUCGAGGACACCGAGCUCCAGGUCGUUAUCGUCGGUUCGGGUCGUGCCGAUCUCGUGGCCCAGACCAAGGCCGUCGAGAAGAAGUAUCCCAGCAAGUUCUUCUACGCAGGCUGGAUGGGCCCGGAGCGCUAUGCCUUGCUGGCUGGCUGUGACUACACGCUCCUUCCGUCCAGGUGGGAGCCUUGUGGCCUGGUGCAGAUGGAGGCCAUGCGCAUGGGAACGCUGCCCAUCGUCGCCCCCACCGGCGGACUCAAGGACACCGUGGAGGAUGGCCUGAAUGGGCUCUGGACCGACAAGGAGAUGUCCGUGGAGGCGGUCAUCGAUGAGGAGUCCGUCCAGUCCAUCGCGAAGGCCCUGAAGCGGGCCUCGAAGCUCUUCAUCGAGGAGCCCGAGAAGGUGAAGGCCAUGACCCGGGCGGCCAUGGCCGCCUCCGCGGAGUUUACCUGGAGCAACGCGGCCCUGCAGUACGAGGCCGUCUUCGAGGAGCUUGGAGUCAAGGACAUGCUGAAGGGCCGCACUGCCACUGUCACGCUGGAGACGGACAAGCAGGUGUGCUAG